Botrytis sinoallii is the source of this 1519-nucleotide messenger RNA. RefSeq lists its product as uncharacterized. The transcript is spliced from 2 exons. NCBI's taxonomy places the organism in Eukaryota, Fungi, Ascomycota, Leotiomycetes, Helotiales, Sclerotiniaceae. The record is from RefSeq and is a predicted model, not a curated record. The coding region runs from base 197 to 634 and encodes 145 amino acids.
AAGGGAGUUUGGACUUGAUUUUCUGUUUCUGUUUCUCGAGACAUCUACUUACGACUUAUCGGGCAAUCGGAAAAGUCCAAGAUCUUCGGUGAAGUUUGAACCCGAGAUUUAUUUUUCUAGAGCUUCACUAUCAAUCACCAAACGAUAAACUUUGCGACGACAUACUUAAUUGCUGAGUACCCCAGGGAGUGUCAAAAUGUCAACAUCGCAACAAGUCACCAAAUUGAAAAGAAUAGUAUGGACGGGUGCAAUUGCAUCAGUUACAGUCGUGGGCACAAUAUAUGGUGCUGGGUUGAAAACGCAGGGAGAACAAAAACAGCAAAUUCGCAAAGUCCGCGAAGCCCCAAUCUCUGAACGAAUUGCUCAUCUUGAAGAACAGCGAGGAGUAUUAGUGGGUAAAAGAAUGGGGUUGCAAAAGAAAAUUGAAGAAUCACAAAUGAGGCGGAAUGGAGCAACGGUUGAAGAAAGUACUCGGGGAAUGGAGAGGAAGAGGGGAGAAAAUGUUGGUUUGACGAUGGAGGGGGAGAGAAAGACGACAAGGGUGGACAUGGAGGAUAAUUUAAGGGUGGUGGGAGUGGAGACGGAGAUUGAAGAGGGGAAGAAGGGAAGAGAGAGGAAGAGGACUUGGUGGUGAGGGGGCUGCAUGCUAAAGGAUUUGAGAUAUUCGGGAGAAGAGGCAGUCUACAUAUGCGGUAGCGAAGACUUUUGCGAUGGGGCUAUGCUUUGAUUACAAGCAUCGAUACCUCCAUGGACUCGAGGAGAGGGAGAGUAGCGAUGGCGAAUACAUUGCGCAACAGAAGAGGGAGAUAUUUUUAGUCAGGCUGGGAAAGCUGUGCUAUAGGCGCGGCGGCAUAGGAAUUGCGUGUCGUCAUCGAGAAAGGAAGGAAAGGAGACUUGGCGGCAGAAAUUCGAGACAAGCAGUCUGCAUCAUAAACGUGAAAGAAUGCAAGAAGACUCUCGCCUCGAUCACCGCAAAAGGUACCACCUGAAACUUUCCUGGCCGACUCACCACCCUGUAUGAACCAAACACUUUGCACUCUCAAGCAUUGGGAGAUGAGCUUUGAAAUUGGGGUCGAAAUACCUCUGUGUUUGGGGAAAUUUACCCGACAGAACACCUGGAUUGGAUACAAGCCAUUAUCGCAUAUCAGCUCUGAUAGAUGGCAAAUAUGAAAUUUACAUUGAGCAACUUCAAUUUUCCGAGUACUCAUAAGGAGGAUGUAGAUAUUAUUACACAGCUAAUAAUACCUCCCGCAACAAUAUCAUCAGAUGAUUUGUAUGUCAGUGAAACACUAAGACGAUGCAAAGCUGCUUUCACAAAUAUAUCGUCUCAGAUGAUCAAUAAGUUGGCAAGUACGUUCCUACGGUUUUACAUGCACGUGCUAUACGAUAGUUUGAGCAGUUCUAUCGCAGUUCCUGGCAUCUUCUUAUACAGCAAGUAGCUCAUUCAAAGUGCAUUUCCAUUCGAUUUCCAUUUUCAUGUACGUGAGUGAUCUUAUGGGCUAAGUAGACUCAUCAUUAU